AUGCCCCAGAUGAAUCCGCUUUCUGGCUCGUACUCCCAGCUGCAGCCGCAGCCGGGUCAGCCAGUCUCUCCCACCAACGCUGUGGUACGUCCUGGACAGGGCAGCUUUCAAUUGCAGCGACCGGUGGGGAGCAUCGGUUCGAUGGACACUGCACCGAAGGUUAUGGGGCAGCCCGGGCAGGGAAUGAGGACGAUGCCGGCGAAUGCUUCCAUGGGCGCGUCCCGAGAACAGGCACUUCAGCAGCGUGUGGCCGAGUUGGAAGAAGCCCUCAGAGGCAAGGACCAGGAGAUCAAGGAGCUGCAAACGGCGCUCAGCCGGGCAGGUAUCAAGCUUCCUUCUUCCUUUGCCAAGAAGGCCAAAGCACGAGAGAAGGUCGGCAGCGGGGGCUUUCGCAAAGUAUCACAGUCCCAACCAGCAGUGCCCUAUGAAGCUGUCGACCAGGAGGAUCCGAUCGACCUCCGCUUGGAAGAGUUUUACAACGGCACAGGUUCAGCAAUUCCUUUCCAGAGGAUCAACCGUGGGUUUUAUCGCUUUGGGGAGACCAUCGUGGAGCUGAACAUCAUUAACCAUAAGCUUAUGGCACGGACAGAGGAUGGGUGGAAUCGAAGCAAGUUCGGUCCCAUUGAGAAGUUCCUCAUGUACUAUGAGAACAUCGAGCGGGAAAAGGCUGGCAUCCUCUUGGAGCCCUGA
Molecule: messenger RNA, 690 nt
Organism: Symbiodinium natans
Lineage: Eukaryota; Dinophyceae; Suessiales; Symbiodiniaceae
Source: the annotation of a GenBank genome assembly